AUGUCGGCAGAAAGCCAGUCAUUUGCUAUAAUGAGCGCUGCGCUUCAGACUUAUAUUGAUCAAGGUGAAGCUUGCCCUUCAAUCCCGACUCUGGAGUGCGUCGAUAUUGCGUUGAAGACCUUUCGCCUUGAGGUAGCCUCAUACCGUGGAGGCUUUCCUUCCGGUACGAUAUGCUCUGGGAUUCUUCUCUGUGCCAUAUAUCUCCUUCAAGGUCGGCCGUAUACGCAAUGCCUUCGAAUGAUGGCCCACAUGUAUCAUCUGACCAACCCAACGCUGAUACUCGUCCCAAGUCCGGAGAAGGACCUUACUGUUCGACACGCUAUUGAAUACCUUGCCGUCGCAGACCUUCCCUACCUCGUCUUAGGUAGGGUUUGCUCUUCUCUUUGUAUUUGGAAACGGUAUCGUGAAGCCCAGGAUGACUGGGAGGGAGGGAGGGUAAUGGGUAUAGACGCUUUUACCGGACUGCACAUGGGACUACUGGACAUAUUUGGCGAUAUGAUGCAUGACAACGUCGACCAUUCAGUGACACGUCUCUGGGAAUGGCCGAGCGAGACCGAUGACUUCAUGCAACGCCAUUUAUGGGAUGCCUGGAGGUUUGCUGGCAUUAUUGAUGCCCGUCGACGGGAGAGAUGCAGGGCAAAAGACCAAGAUAUGGCUGUAGGCGGAGCCUCGACGCGGGUGCCCGUGACUAGCUCGCUUCUCGGCAUACUGAUGGGGACCAUCCAUACCGUGUAUGCCUGCUCUCUAUUGCCGGAGAAUCGACAUCUCUUAGCAUUAAACGGCCUCAUCUACCCCCUCAUUGUCGCCAGUCUGGAAGUACCGUCUCUGAAACAGCAUCCAGAGUGGAAACGCACACUGGAUGACGUACGUCGAAGGUUUGAAAUGGGUCGUACUUAUGCUCUUUCAAGACUCACAUUCCAGUUGCUCGACGAAGCUUGGGAAGAAGGGUCAUCCUGCUUUGAUAUAGACCAUGCCGCUCGAAGCAAAGGCGUGGAGCUGGCGGUUAUGUAA
This is a messenger RNA of Fusarium odoratissimum NRRL 54006, 1011 nucleotides long. RefSeq lists its product as uncharacterized. Lineage: Eukaryota; Fungi; Ascomycota; Sordariomycetes; Hypocreales; Nectriaceae. The transcript is spliced from 2 exons. The coding region runs from base 1 to 1011 and encodes 336 amino acids. The record is from RefSeq and is a predicted model, not a curated record.